AGAAUACAUCACUCGAUCAACGUUAUGCUGCUCAAUUAGAACAACUUGUUUCACUUGGUUUUAUUAAUCAUGAAGAAAAUUUAUAA
Rotaria sp. Silwood2 is the source of this 86-nucleotide messenger RNA. NCBI's taxonomy places the organism in Eukaryota, Metazoa, Rotifera, Eurotatoria, Philodinida, Philodinidae. The record is from the annotation of a GenBank genome assembly.